GGCUCCUCCCGGGCGAUGGGUGCCAGGUGGGUGUUCCUGGUGAAGAAGGGCUACCAAGACACAGACAACUCUCUGCAGAGCUCUGUCAUCACCAAGGUCAAGGGCGUGGCCUUCACCAACACCUCGGAGCUUGGGGCGCGGCUCUGGGAUGUGGCCGACUACGUCAUCCCACCCCAGGGAGAGAGUGCCUUCUUCGUGGUGACCAACCUGAUUGUGACUCCCGGUCAGCGGCAGGACACCUGUGCUGAGAAUAAAGACAUUCCCGAUGCCGAGUGCUCUGAGGACAGCGACUGUCAUGCUGGGGAGGCUGCUGUCACCGGAAAUGGAGUGAUGACCGGCCGCUGCCUUCGAGUGGGGACAGCGCAGAAGGGGACCUGCGAGAUCUACGCCUGGUGCCCAGUGGAGGCCAGGUUCCAGCCCACGAAGCUGCUCCUGGAUGAGGCCGAAAAAUUCACUGUUUACAUCAAGAACUUUAUCCGGUUCCCCAAAUUCAAUUUCUCCAAGACCAACGUGCAGGACACUCAGAACACCUCGUUCCUGAAAACUUGCCACUUUGACCUCAGCAACCUCUACUGCCCCAUCUUCCAACUGGGCUCCAUAGUCCAAUGGGCGGGCAGCAGCUUCCAGGAGAUGGCGCUGAAGGGUGGUGUGAUAGGGAUUCAGAUCGAAUGGAACUGUGAUCUGGACAAGGCUGCCUCUGAGUGCAACCCUCACUAUUCGUUCAGCCGUCUGGACAGCAAGAACGCGAAAGAGUCUGCCUCCUCAGGGUACAACUUCAGGUUUGCCAAAUAUUACCGAGAUGCUGAUGGGGUGGAGUUCCGCACCCUGAUGAAAGUGUAUGGGAUCAGAUUCGAUGUGAUGGUGAAUGGCAAGGCAGGGAAGUUCAGUAUUGUCCCCACUGUCAUCAACAUAGGCUCUUCGAUGGCUCUCAUGGGGGCUGGCGCUUUCUUCUGCGAUCUGGUCCUCAUCUACAUCAGCAAGAAGAGCCACUUUUACCGUGGCAAGAAGUUCGAGGAAGAGGGCCAGGAGCUGAGCCUGCAGAGAAAGGAGCCCGAGGGGCAGCUGCUGGAGUGGCCUGAGGCGCAUGGCAGAAUCUGCAGCCUGAAGGGAGACAGCUGUGUGUGCCUGCAGCCCCCUGAGGGAAGGGCCAGUGAGAUCAAGGAUGAGGACAUGCUCCCAGAACCAGUAGGCCAAACAGUAGCCUGAACACGGUGCUUCCUCUCACGCCUGCAGCCUGCGCUGCAUCUAUACAGCGCUGGCCCUCAGGGUGCAGACCACGACCAGCAGCCUUGAGGGCUGCAGGGUGUGUCAGAGCCAGGAUGUGCUCCAGGUCUGCCUUCCCAUGGCUGCUUUUUCCAGAAGAAGAUCUCCACGCUUUUCUUCUGCAGCACCCUUGAGUGGACCCGACCUUCCUUUUGGCUUACCAUUUGGGCCUCAGUGAUACACUCAAGAGCCUUUGUAAGAUGAUGUGUGCGCCGAUUAAGGUUUGAGAUGUCCUGGUUCUGAGGACAGAACAUUUGUUGCAGCCAAUUUCUAGGUCAGAUCUCCCCAUGCUAGCUAGAGACCAAGAGCACCUGCUCAGGCAGUGAGGAAGGCUCAAUUGAUUGAAAUAACAAUGCUUUGACCAAACAUAACAAAAGACUGGAUGGUUAAAAGCAACCAGUUACCAGUCCCUGGAGGUGCCUUUACUUCCCGGAGAAGCCACCUGGUCACCGUCUCACUCCCUACGAUGAACCUUUCCUGGUGCCUGCAAGUGAGGCCUGGAGUCCUCUGUCGGAGGCAGACGGUGACAUCUGCUGGAGGAAGUGAGAAAUCUCACACUCAACCACUAGCUGUGGUCCGGAGGUCUCAUUAAAAGCCCGGGGGCUGAAUUCAAGCAUGUCCUACUGGGAAGGGCUCUUUUCAGUCAGAAGAGCCUAUUGUCCUCUGCACACAGAAAGGCCACCGGAAGCUGGCCAGACUACCACUGGAGCAAAGGGUUGCCCAGAAUAAGGGAUUUUUCUAAAGCAAGCAGCUGCCUGCCGUCAGGUGGACCGGCAUCCUGUCAACAAGCUCACCCUGCUCCCUGAGCAGAAGUGAAGUCUGGCAGGGUUCACUGGGGGCUUCCCUUCCUCAGGAAAGCAAGCCUGGGGUCGAAAAUCCUGCCUGUUACUUCUAGGUGUGUGACGAAGGAAAAGGGGCAGAGGUCAUUUCCAAGUUCUGGCUGGUUUCUUUUAACCUGCCUAUGGAAUUCCUUAAGGAGCCCUGGUGGUAUAGUGGUUACCCAUUGGGCUGUGAGCCACAUGGUUCAGCACUGAGGCUCUUUUUA
This is a messenger RNA of Echinops telfairi (small Madagascar hedgehog), 2308 nucleotides long. It is a transcript of the gene P2RX5, whose product is annotated as purinergic receptor P2X 5. The coding region runs from base 16 to 1206 and encodes 396 amino acids. Lineage: Eukaryota; Metazoa; Chordata; Mammalia; Afrosoricida; Tenrecidae. Gene Ontology annotation, cellular component: plasma membrane; nuclear inner membrane. Gene Ontology annotation, biological process: response to ATP; monoatomic cation transmembrane transport. The record is from RefSeq and is a predicted model, not a curated record. The transcript is spliced from 13 exons. Gene Ontology annotation, molecular function: extracellularly ATP-gated monoatomic cation channel activity; ATP binding; purinergic nucleotide receptor activity.